Ipomoea nil (Japanese morning glory) is the source of this 1381-nucleotide messenger RNA. RefSeq names its product probable inactive receptor kinase At2g26730. Gene Ontology annotation, biological process: protein phosphorylation. Lineage: Eukaryota; Viridiplantae; Streptophyta; Magnoliopsida; Solanales; Convolvulaceae. Bases 13 to 1260 code for a protein of 415 amino acids. The transcript has 2 exons. The record is from RefSeq and is a predicted model, not a curated record. Gene Ontology annotation, molecular function: ATP binding; protein kinase activity.
GUAUGGUGCAAAAUGAAGCAUAAUAGUCUUGUAUUGGGAUGCUUGGUUUCGAUCAUCUUUCAUGUUCUGCAAACAGGAAAGGGUGAUCAGACGAUGGAGGAAUCGCAGCCGAAGAAACACAUUUCGACUGAUCAGAUUCUCAUGUUUUCUGGCUAUUUCCUGUUAGCUAUGGCUGUUCUUCUUGGAAUUUGUCUCUGGCUGUGGAGAAAUGGCAGGAAGAAUCAACCCGCCGAAUCCCGCGAUGUUAACAAAAAAGUUGCAGCCGUGGAAGACAGCGAUGAUUUCACUGAUAAUCCUAUGUCAGCAUCCACUGAUUUCAUAAAAACAUCAAAGAACAUGCCGGAAACAUCAUCGGAAUUCUCAUCGGAGAUGGCGGCGCCGCCGUCGCACGCGCUGGUGGUUCUGACAAGCCCGGAGGUGAACGGGCUGAAAUUUGAGGAUCUACUGAAUUCGCCGGCGGAGUUGAUUGGGAGAGGAAAGGGCGGGAGUUCAUAUAAGGUUAUGUGUGAGAAUCCUAGGAUGAUCUUGGCUGUGAAAAGAAUCAAGGAUUGGGAGAUAUCAAGCCGUGAUUUCAAGACCAGAAUGCAGCGAUUGGACCAGGCUAAACACCGCAGUGUCUUGUCGGCCAUGGCCUUCUAUUCUUCCAGCCAAGAAAAGCUUUUAGUCUUUGAAUAUCAGAAUAAUGGCAGCCUUCUAAGACGCCUACAAGGAACCCGAACUGGGGAAGCUUUUGAGUGGAUUAGCAGACUCAACACUGCGGCCACCAUAGCCGAAUCCAUGGCGUUCAUGCACGGCGAGCUCAAAAACGACGCCGGAACUGGAAUUAUCCCGCACGGAAACCUCAAAUCCUCGAACAUCCUGCUCACACAAACCAUGGAGCCACGCAUAAGCGAGUACGGCCUGAAGCCCGCCGCCGAAGCCGCAACAGCAGACUUCACACAAGACGUGUACGCCUUGGGGGUGAUUCUUCUGGAGCUACUGACAGGGAAGCUGGUGGCCGACGAAAUGGAUGUGGCAAGUUGGGUUGUUUCAGUGCUGAGAGAAGAGUGGACGGUUGAAGUUUUCGACAGGGCAUUGAUCAGAGAAGGGGCUAAUGAAGAGAGGAUGGUUAAUCUUUUGCAGGUUGCUGUGAGUUGCGUUAAUCGUUCCCCGCCGGCCAGGCCCGCCAUCAACCAAGUUGCGGUGAUGAUUAACGGUAUAAGAGAGGAGGAAGAGAGGUCUAUGGAUGUAUCUCGUGUUAGUGUGAUUAGCAGUCGGUAGAGCCAAAGGCCUAUCAAGCAGUAUAAGUGUGGACUCCCUCAAAUAGGACGUCACGGAAAGCAUAAUACUACAUUAUAACAUAAUCAAUAGUAAACGAACGAAAACAAUGGAAACAUAUAUA